AUGGCUUUCAUCCACUGCGGCUCGGAAGAGUGUGUCAAGUCUGAACUGGACCUGUUCCAGAUAGCCCCAACCCAGACCAGCAUCGAGAAAAGUGUGUACAUCGAGGUCCCACCCCUUUCGGCCCUUACAGGAUCGGCGCCUCUAGAGUUUUUCAUAGCAGGGAAUGGGGAAGAUUACCUUGAUUUAAAUAAUACCCUCUUGUACGUGAAAUGUAAAAUUACUCAAGAAGAUGGUACAGACAUCGCUCAGAAUGCUAGAGUGGAGUUGGUGAACUACCCGAUCGCAUCCAUUUUCAGCCAACUGGAUGUUACCCUAGGUGAUCGGCUCAUCAGCCAGAGCAACAACUGCUAUCCCUACAGGGCGCUCAUCGAGACGAUGCUCAACUACAGCUUUGAAACCCUAUCUCUCCAAUUUUCUUCAGGGGGCUUUUAUAAAGAUACGGCCGGUCAGAUGGACACCACCCUGGUGAACCCCGGGAACAAAGGAUUUGUCAAGAGGGCGUUGCUGACCGCUGAGAGCAAAACGUUAGACCUUUUAGGUCACCUCCACGCCGACAUAUUUUUUCAAGAAAAAUUGCUCUUAAACGGGGUGGAUGUCAAAAUCAAACUGACCCGUAACAAAGACUCUUUCUGCUUGAUGAGUGGCGAGGGGGUCGCUGUGCGCUUUAAGCUCCACAUAGAUUCUGCCUCGCUCUUUGUGAAAAAGAUGAAAGUAGCCCCGGGCAUUCGUCUGGCCCACGCUGAAGCCCUGCUGACAUCGACGGCGAAAUACCCCGUGGAUCGUGUCAACAUGAAGGUGUUCAGCAUCCCUACCGGUGCCCGCGUGAGCAACCAAGACAACCUGUUUUUGGGCCAGCUCCCCAAAAUGGUCGUCAUGGGGUUGGUGGAUAACGACGCUUUCAGCGGCAGCUUCACCAAAAACCCUUUUCACUUCCAGCAUUACAUUAACUUUGUAGCCCUGUACGUGGACGGGGAGCAGGUCCCGUCCAAGCCCUUCCAGCCCGACUUUGAAGCGGAAAACAACGUGAGAGAAUAUAUGAGCCUCGUGCAAACGGCAGGGAAGCACCUUCAGGACCCCUCCUGGUAG
Eublepharis macularius is the source of this 1086-nucleotide messenger RNA. RefSeq lists its product as uncharacterized. Lineage: Eukaryota; Metazoa; Chordata; Lepidosauria; Squamata; Eublepharidae. Gene Ontology annotation, cellular component: cytosol. The coding region runs from base 1 to 1086 and encodes 361 amino acids. The transcript has a single exon. The record is from RefSeq and is a predicted model, not a curated record. Gene Ontology annotation, biological process: deoxyribonucleotide biosynthetic process. Gene Ontology annotation, molecular function: ribonucleoside-diphosphate reductase activity, thioredoxin disulfide as acceptor.